AUGGCAGAGAUCCAAGAAUUGCGGCAAAUGGCAUUGCGGCGUACAUCACUGUUGGCUUCUCUGGGACGAGCAGGACAAUUUCUGGCGGCAUACGAAGAGGAUCGGGAUAGGCUCGAGGUAGCGCUGCGACUUGAAAAUUUAGACACGAUUUGGUACGAACUAGAGGAUAUCCAAUCGGCAUUGGAGAGUACCGAGGAGACAAGCAAUGGUAUGUCCUUAAACGUUAAAAUUCGCUCCAAUUUUGAGGGGCAGUAUUUCAAGAUAAAGGCUGGUCUGAUUUCAAAGUUGCCUCCCACUGUUUCCACUGUCAGUACCACCGUUUCGUUCCCCCCUACGAUUUCCUCUAGCCUCAAAGGGCUUAAACUUCCGACGAUCACAUUGCCAGAAUUCAACGGCGACUUCAAUGAGUGGUUAGCGUUUCACGAUACAUUCCUCGCGUUGAUCCACUCAAAUCCGGACAUUCCCGCAAUCCAGAAGUUUCAUUACCUCAAAUCGGCGGUUUCAGGCGAGGCCGCACAGGUGAUUGAAUCGUUCGCUAUCAGUGCCACUAACUACCCAUUGGCUUGGCAGGCACUGAUAUCCAGGUAUGCAAACGAGUACUUCCUUAAGAAGAGACAUCUGCAGGCAUUGCUGGAGAUUCAACGGGUAAAGAAGGAGUCGACAGCUUCGUUACACGGGAUCGUUGAUGACUUCGAGCGGCACACCAAGAUUUUGCGGCAGCUUGGAGAACCAGUGAAUGCAUGGAGUACGAUGUUGGAACACUUGCUGUGCGUUCGCCUUCCAGACGAUUCUCUCAAGGCCUGGGAGGAUCAUGCAUCUACGAUCGAAACCCCAUCCUACGAGUCCUUGAUCGAGUUUUUGCAUCGUCGAAUUCGCAUAUUGGAGUCGAUUUCAGUGAAUCAUACUCAGCCGGUACCACAGUAUGUCACAUCCUCUCAUGUUUCAGCAAAUCGCAAUUCCUCCCAUAUGAAAUCGUCCUCUAGUUCUGCAAACGAUAAUGUACCUACUAAGUGUUAUGCUUGCGAACAGCGCCAUCCAUUGGUAAAGUGUGCGAAGUUCGAGAAGAUGAGUGCUGCUGAUAGGUUACGCUUAGUCAAUGAAAGGCGGUUAUGCUUAAACUGCUUCCGGAACGAUCAUUUCUCCAGAAAUUGUCAGUCGAAAUAUACAUGUAGAUUCUGUAGGAAACGUCACCAUUCACUUCUCCAUUCUGGGUUUGGGGACAAUUCCGGUCAAUCACGCUCCGACCAAGUCCCAUCCUCGUCUGGUAAUGCUGCCCGCCUGACAACCAAUGUUAACGUAUCUUCACCGAGUGGCGAUUCCGCAUCAUCCGUCCUUUCCGCUGCUACAUCCAUUCAAUCAACGGAAAUUACCUGCAGUUUACCAUUACAAGGUGUUGAGAAGAAUGUCUUUAUGCUGACGGCAGUCCUUAUAGUCGUCGAUCGAUAUGGCAAAGAGCAUUUGGCACGUGCUUUACUGGAUUGCGCAUCUCAAUCAAACUUAAUUUCUGAGCGCAUGGCUCAACUUCUACGACUAAAGCGAAGCAAAACAAACGUUCUGAUUCAAGGAAUAGCAGACCAACCACAGAACGCUAGAGAAUCCGUGCAAGUCAAGGUACUUUCCAGAAAAGAAAAGUUUGCCGUGGAUACUGAUUUCCUGAUUCUUCCGCGGGUCACUCCUGAACUUCCAGCGCAUGAUAUUCCAGUUGAUCACUGGAAGCUUCCACCGAAUAUUUUCCUCGCAGAUCCACAAUUCCACAAGCGUGCACCAAUUGACAUGAUUUUGGGAAUUGAGCACUUCUUUUCAUUUUUCAAGACUGCAAGCGGAAUUAACCUGUCAAAAUCACUGCCGAUGCUGAUUGACAGUGUUUUCGGAUGGCUAGUAUCCGGUUCAACCAGCAAGGUUCCUCCCGCAGGACGUAAUCCUCCAUGCAGCAUAGUAGCUGUAUCCUUGUUCACUCUAGAGGAGAGCGUUGGACGUUUCUGGCAGGUGGAGGAGUUGCAAACCAGGUCUGAUUAUUCUCUGGAGGAAAAGCGUUGCGAGGAAGUGUUUUCGGAUUCUACGACCAGGAAUGCAGAAGGACGUUACAUGGUCCGUCUACCUCGUCGGUCCAACUUUGAUGAGAUGGUGGGAGCCUCGAAAUCGAUGGCAAUGAAACGUUUUCAACUCCUGGAGAAACGGAUUGCUCGUAAUCCCGAAUUGAAGGAUGAAUACAAUAAAUUUAUGAUGGAAUAUCUCUCCCUCGGACAUAUGCGAUGUGUUCGAGAGGACAACACGCAAAAUUCAUCAUAUUUGCCGCAUCACCCGGUAAUGAAGGAAGCCAGCACGACGACCAAGGUACGAGUGGUUUUUGACGCUUCGGCCAAGACCUCUACAGGCUUCUCCAUCAACGAAGCGCUGUUAGUAGGUCCUGUGGUGCAGGACGAUCUCCUUUCAAUAAUUCUUCGGUUCCGGACGUUUCCUGUGGCGCUUGUGGGAGACAUCGCUAAAAUGUACCGACAGGUCCUCCUCCAUCCGGAAGAUACACCCUACCAAAGGAUUCUGUGGCGUUUUGAUACAGCAGAUCCUAUCGAAAGCUACGAAUUGAUGACGGUGACGUAUGGAUUAGGCCCGUCAUCGUUUCUUGCGACUCGAACAUUGCAGCAACUUGCAUCCGAUGAAGGUGAUGCCUAUCCCCUUGGCAAACCUGCCCUCCGUAAGAGCUUUUACGUGGACGAUUUUAUUGGCGGAGCCCAAUCCGUCAGUGAAGCAAUCCAAUUGAGAUCGGAACUAAGUGAGCUUCUGGCCAAAGGCGGUUUUGCGCUUCGUAAGUGGACAUCAAACCAACUACCGGUUCUUGCGGGAUUGUCAUCAGACGAAAUUGGCACACAAUCGGCGAUUAAAUUCGACACGAACGAAACAGUUAAGACGCUUGGCAUCACCUGGGAACCCGAAUCAGACAACCUCCACUUCAACUCCGAGAUCCGCCAACACCAAAAUGCGCCAACGAAGCGUUCAAUACUUUCAGCGAUUUCGCAGCUGUUCGACCCGUUGGGGCUAAUCUCACCAAUUAUCAUCAACGGAAAGAUGCUGAUGCAACGCUUAUGGUUGCUACCAUGUUCGUGGGAUGACGAGGUUCCAGACUGCAUUGCAACUGCUUGGGAGAAACUAUCAGUGCAACUCCCAAAAAUUGCCGAUUUUCGUGUCAGUCGUUAUGCACUUCUACCAAAGUCGACCAUCCAACUUCAUACGUUCUGUGACGCAUCGGAAUCAGCGUAUGGGGCGUGUACGUAUGCAAGAUGUGUCGAUUCUUCCGGACAGGUUCGUGUACAGCUCCUAGCAUCCAAAUCUCGAGUAGCUCCGUUGAAGAAAAUUUCGCUACCGCGUUUAGAACUGUGUGCUGCUGAGGUGGGAGCGAAACUGCAUAGCCGAAUAGUCGAGGCUCUCCAGAUUCCGUUAGCAAGCUCGUAUUUUUGGUCUGAUUCCACAGUAACCCUUCAGUGGCUUCGUGCUCCUCCCAGUACAUGGAAAACCUUUGUGGCAAACCGGGUAUCGGAAAUCCAAACUUUAACCCAUGGAGCAUUUUGGAACCACGUCGCAGGAACGGAGAAUCCAGCGGACCUCCUAUCCCGUGGCAUGCACGUUGACGAUUUUCUCACAAGCAAAAUAUGGAAUCAUGGCCCGGAAUGGUUAUCCCGUCCAGAAGCAGAAUGGCCUGCCACCAAAUUAUCCGAGUAUCCAGAAGACGGGAAGGAACGACGAAAGGUCAUUGUUGCAGUAGCUAGAAUCCAAGUUGUACCAAACUCCGUAAACCCAAUCUUCGUUAGAUUCUCUUCGUACGAACGCCUGCUCAGAUCGACCGCGUACAUUUUACGGUUCCUCACCAAUCUACGAAAUAAGACUCGUACGCAACCAUUUCCUUUCACUGGAUCACUACCUAGCAUUUCUCUAACUACAGAUCACCUAAACGUUGCAGAAAGGACGAUUGUUAAACUCGUACAGGCGGACGCAUUUCACGAUGAAAUUACAUCGCAAAACGUUCGCCUAUUCGUUUAUUGGCUCCGUUCAUUGACCCUGAGGGAAUCGUUAGAGUAG
Messenger RNA from Topomyia yanbarensis, 4071 nucleotides. RefSeq lists its product as uncharacterized. Bases 1 to 4071 code for a protein of 1356 amino acids. NCBI's taxonomy places the organism in Eukaryota, Metazoa, Arthropoda, Insecta, Diptera, Culicidae. The transcript has a single exon. The record is from RefSeq and is a predicted model, not a curated record.